CAUAAAGGUCUAUUCCAAAUUAAGUCGGUAAGGCAAGGAUGCCUUAGUAACAAUAGCCAAAAUAAGAAGAGUGCUCUAAAAAAGUGUAUCGUGGUCAUUCUGCUGAAAACAAUUAAGCAUAGUAAUUCUUAUUUAUUACAUCCUGAACAGAAUUGAUAUCAAAGCUAGAACUCCUGAAAUGAUUAGGAAAUCUCAAGUUCCAAAUAAUAAUAGAACAUAAAAAAGUUACUCCAUAGUGACUGAAUUUAAUUAAUAUAAAAAUAGAACAUCAUCAUAAUUAAAAUCUACAAAAGAAAUAACUCCUAAUAAGAAGUAAUCUCAGCCGAUAAUGUAAUGUCCUUAGAGGUAGACUAUUAAAUAUCAAAUUAAAAAUAUGUAAUAAAAGUUGGGUUAAGAAAAAUCAAAAAAUAACUUAAGACUUUUUGAAGUUAAUAAAUUAGAUUAGAGAGUAAAGACUUAACAAAAUGAAAAUUAAAAAGAAAAAUACAAAAUUAUUAAAAAAAUGCCAUUAAAAAAAGUAAACUAAAUAAACAACUAAUCAUAAAUUGAAAAAUAUCCACAAAUAAUGUCAACAAGACAAAUUCCAUCAAGAUAAUCAUUUUCUCCAUCAAGUAAGAUUUCUAAGACUAAUAAUACAACACGAGGUCAUUCACCGUCUAAUAAUUAGAAUGAUACUCUAAAUGGAAAUAUUUAAGCACUUUUAGUAAUCUUAAUAUUAUAUUAGACUGUGAUUAGACCUAUUUUUAAAGAGGCAAAAUAUUAUUAGACUUCUGUUAUACAUUUUUUGAGAUAAGAGUUUUUUCCAAAUACUUCCCCCUAUUAAGUUUAAUUUAAAAUAGAAUUCCAAGAUCAAAAAGAUUAUUUUAAAACUAAAUUCUGCGAACACUUUUAUCUUACAUAUGAAUCUUUAAAAUAUUGUUCUCAAAUGAAUUCAAUAAAACCAUUUAAUAAUACUAAAUUAUUGUUGAAUCCUCCAAAAAAACCUAAUUUUUCAACGGAUGAUGUUAAGACUUUAGUUUUUGAUCUAGAUGAAACAUUAAUUCAUUGCUAUGAUAAUAAUAAUAAUAAUCCAGCAGAGUAUAAAACAAUAAUUAAAGUUCCAAAUGAACCAGAAAUAGAAGUAUAGAAAUGUAAAUUUAAUUAGAUUUGUUUUAAUAUAAGACCACAUUGUUAAUAAAUGUUAAAAGUUUUAUCAUAAUUUUAUGAACUGAUAUUAUUUACAGCUUCAUACAAAGAGUAUGCUGAUAAGAUUUUAGAGUAUAUUGAUCCAAAAUAAACACUUUUUUCAUAUAGAUUUUAUAGAGAAAGUUGUUUAGAAUUAGAAGAAGGAAUAUUUGUUAAAGAUCUUAGAGCGAUUGAAGGUCGAAAAUUAGAAGUAAAUUACAUUACGAUCAUUAGAAUAUGGCUAUAAUUGAUAAUUGUGCGUGUUGUUACAUUUAUUAAUUAGAUAAUGGAAUUCCAAUCAUUCCAUUUAAAGAAAAUAAACAAGAUAAAGAACUUAUCUUUCUGACAGACUAUCUAAUUAAAUGUGAAAAAUAAGUAAAUUGGUUACAAAAUCAUAAGUUUCACUUUUAAAAUUAACGUUACUUAUAGUAUUCAACAAUUGAAGAAUGUAUACAAAAAUUUUUAUAAAAAUAAAAUUAUUGA
Paramecium sonneborni is the source of this 1647-nucleotide messenger RNA. NCBI's taxonomy places the organism in Eukaryota, Ciliophora, Oligohymenophorea, Peniculida, Parameciidae. The record is from the annotation of a GenBank genome assembly.